Molecule: messenger RNA, 249 nt
Organism: Penicillium taxi
Lineage: Eukaryota; Fungi; Ascomycota; Eurotiomycetes; Eurotiales; Aspergillaceae
Exons: 1
Coding region: 1-249 (82 amino acids)
Source: RefSeq, a predicted model, not a curated record
AUGGGGUGGCCACUCCCAGCAGAGCUUACCGGUAACAUCGUGUCAUAUCUUGCCAAUCCUAUAAACAACCGAAACAGCAAGUUAGAAUUGACUCAAUAUGCUACAGUCAGUCGUGAAUGGCAGGCCCUCGUUGAGGAACGACCCUGGGCUUCUCUUCGUGUGAAGACAGGGAUUCCAUUGGAUCUGAAUAAGUUUGAAGAAGCGACAGGUAUCCCCGGCGACAAUCAUAUAUCCGAAACAUCGAGUUGA